AUGGCUGAAGCACCGAUCAACGUCAAACUCUUGCUUAUAGGAAACUCCUCUGUCGGGAAGAGUUCUCUGCUACUACGAUUCUCUGACCAACAAUGGUUACCUGAGGAUGAGGCGAGCGCAACCAUCGGUGUCGAUUUUCGGGUGCACAAGAUGGACGUAAAGGGGAAGAAGGUCAAGCUCUCCAUAUGGGAUACUGCUGGCCAAGAACGGUUCCGCACCAUCACUUCAUCGUACUAUCGCGGAGCGCAGGGGAUCAUUCUUGUAUACGAUGUGUCAAACCGGGAGACUUUCGAUGCGCUACCACGUUGGUAUUCCGAGCUUGAGACAUACGAGUACACUCGACAAGUACCGACAGCAGAAGCUGAAGCCUUCGCAAACCGCAUGGGCUCACUCUUCAUCGAAGCAUCGGCCAAGACAUCUGUCGGUGUGCGUGAAGCCUUCCGGAACGUUGUCGAGCAGAUCAUCGAUACUCCGGAAUUGUGGGGAAACGCUACGAAGUCAGGUGGCGCAUCUUCUGGUCGUAAAGCGCCCGCCUCCGCCUCUAACCAGACAAUGCCGGGCACUAUUGACCUCAGCGGUGACGCCGGAGACGAGCAGGGCGGUGGCUGUGGAUGCUGA
Molecule: messenger RNA, 618 nt
Organism: Peniophora sp. CBMAI 1063
Lineage: Eukaryota; Fungi; Basidiomycota; Agaricomycetes; Russulales; Peniophoraceae
Source: the annotation of a GenBank genome assembly